Danio rerio (zebrafish) is the source of this 3823-nucleotide messenger RNA. The record is from RefSeq and is a predicted model, not a curated record. NCBI's taxonomy places the organism in Eukaryota, Metazoa, Chordata, Actinopteri, Cypriniformes, Danionidae.
AGGUUGUUCAGAUGAGCAGUGGGGGCAGCCUGGCACUGAUUCUCCUCCUGCGGCUGCUGAUUGGACGGAGCUCCAUAACCCGCUGCGCCGCACCACCUCGCAACCCUUCCACAGCUCGUUCGCGUUACACCGACCGCGCGCCCUGUGCUCUGCAGAAAACUCCCCGGAUUUCACUAAAGCACGCAAUAUCACCGAAAAGAUUUCCACGCAGGCCUGAAAGUGAGAUCUGGGUGAGGAAAACGAAACAACCUACAUUUGAAAAGAGGAACGUCUCUGCUGUCUGUGACCUGCACAUCCUGCAGCACCUGGACUGAAAAGCAGCAUCUCAGUCUCUGUCCACUCCACCCUGUAUGCUUUAUUAAUGAUGUGGGAACAGACGCAAUGCAGUGAUGACCCUCUGUGAUAGAAGGGCAAUUAUAGGGAAGUGAAUGCAAAUCUCAGCACAGUUAGAAGAGUACAGAAGCUCCUGGAAACUUCUAGAAGAGUGCUUCUCAAGCGUUUAGACUUGCCUUUGUCCGUCCAUUAUUUUCAAAGGCUGUUAAUUUUCUGCUAGAAUUUUAAUGGGGAAGCAAUAGUUAUUGAGGCGUGAAGAAAUAUGAUUAUUUUUGUUUAUUUUUAGGUUAUUUGGAUUAUUCAGAUUUAUUAAUAAUAGUAUUCAUAUAUAUUCCUGCCAUUAUUUCUUCUACAAGUAUGUCAAAUCUUGAUGGCAACCGGGAGUAGUCAUUAAUGGCAAAAUAGGAUUUCUUGAUUUUUAUGAAUACUAAUAUAGUUAGAUAAAUUUAUUGAUACUAUUAUUCCUGUAGAUUUUUGUCAUUAUUUCUGAUGUAAUAAUUUCUGUAAUAUAAUAAUAUUGAUUUAAUGUAUUAAUAGUAUAAAUAUCAAUUGUAUUAGUAAUAAUAACCCAUUAAUUUGAAUAGGUACCCCAUAGUCCUCCAAGUUUCUGGAAUGUUUCUGAUCUCAAACUUCUGAUCUCGAAUUUCUGAUCUAGAAUGUUUCUGAUCUCAAAUUUCUGAUCUAGAAUAUUUCUAAUUUAGAAAGUUUCUGAUCUCGAAUUUCUGAUCUCGAUUUUCUGAUCUCAAAUUUCUGAUCUAGAAUAUUUCUAAUCUAGAAAGUUUCUGAUCUCAAAUUUUUGAUCUCGAUUUUCUGAUCUCAAAUUUCUAAUCUUGAUUUUCUGGUCUCAAAUUUCUGAUCUAGAAUAUUUCUAAUCUAGAAUGUUUCUGAUCUCAAAUUUCUAAUCUAGAAUGUUUUUGAUCUCGAAUUUCUGAUCUAGAAUGUAUAUUUUUGUAAAAACAAAAAGAAAACGCAUUCAAUCCUGUAUUAUUAACUGCAAAACGUAUUGAUUACCAUUUAAAAUGAAAACACAGAUUAAUGUUUGUGUGUCCUGCAUAAAGGCUUUUCAAAACUAAACGAUCGCCGAUGCCAAAAGAUGGAUGGUUUGUGCCCAGCAAAGCGAUGCUUGCACAAUAACUGCACGUGAUUGGCCUGCGGGCUAAAUGCGUGUGAUUGACGGGUGAUCCAGCCACUGACGAGAUGCCAUCGAAGGUGUCAUGCCUAUAUCUGCUGACUGUGGUCUGCUGGGCCAGUGCGCUCUGGUAUCUCAGCGGCUCACGGCCUUCGACAGCCUACGUUGGCCAAAUGACCUUUAUCCGAAAGCCAAUCCUGAGGUUCUCGAAAAACGACAGUUUCAGCAAUAUCCGCACACGCACUCUGAAUCCCCACAAUUUCAAGUUCCUCAUCAAUGAGCCCAAGAAAUGUGAAAGCACAACGCCCUUCCUCGUUCUCCUCAUCAGCACCAACCACAAGGAGUUCGAUGCGCGCCAAGCCAUCCGGGAGACCUGGGGAGAUGAAAACACCUUCAGCAACGUUCACAUUUUGACGCUGUUUCUUCUGGGCUACAGCACUGAACCGGUGCUCAAUCAAAUGGUGGAACAAGAGAGCCAGAUCUUCCAUGACAUCCUAGUGGAGGACUUUGUGGAUUCCUAUCACAAUUUGACUCUGAAGACUCUCAUGGGAAUGCGAUGGGUGUCUUUGUUUUGCCCCAACGCGCAGUACGUCAUGAAAACCGACAGUGAUAUAUUCGUCAACAUGGACAAUCUAGUGUUCAACCUGCUGAGACCCAACGCCAAACCAAGACGCCGCUUUUUCACAGGUCACGUGAUAAACGGAGGACCCAUACGCGACGUCCACAGCAAGUGGUUCAUGCCCAGAGAGCUUUACCCUGAUAGCAGGUAUCCACCCUUCUGCUCGGGCACCGGAUAUGUGUAUUCUGGAGACAUGGCGGAGUUGCUCUACAAGACAUCUCUUCAUACAAGACUCCUUCAUCUGGAGGAUGUGUAUGUGGGACUGUGCCUGCGCAAACUAGGCAUUCAGCCCUUCCAGAAUAAUGGAUUCAAUCACUGGAAGAUGACCUACAGCCUCUGCCGCUACCGCAAAGUGUUGACUGUACAUCAGAUCUCACCAGAGGAGAUAUUACGAAUAUGGAACGAUAUGUCCAAUAAAAAGCAUCUCAAAUGCUAACAUAUAUUUAAGGAAUUAGCUGUUGAAACCUGAGCCAACGUGGGAUCCUAAAGAUUUGUUUGUAUUGGUUUUAAAGGGUUAGUUCAUCCAAAAAAAUGAAAAUGAUCCCACAUGUUGUUCCAAACACAUAAGAAAUGUGUUCAUCUUUGAAAUGCAGAGGACUCUUGCCUCUUCAGAAUGUUCAUUCAUUCUUUCAUUCAUUUUCAUCCACUCUUCCAGGGCUGGUUUGUGGGGGCAGCAGUCUUAGGAGAGAACCUCAGACUUCCCUCUCCCCCAGACACUUCCUCCAGCUCCUCUGGGGGGGAGCCCAAGGAAUUCCCAGGCCAGCCAAGAGACAUAGUCCCUUCAGGGUGUCCUGGGUCUUUCCUGGGGCCUCCUCCCAGUGAGACAUGCCUGGAACACCUUCUUAGGCAGGCAUCCAGGAGGCAUCCGAAACAGAUGCCCGGGCCACCUCUGCUGACUUCCCUCGACGUGGAGGAGAAGUGGCUCUACUCCGAGCUCUUCUGGGGUUAUUUAUAAUGGAGCGCCCUGCCACCCUGCGAAGGAAACUCAAUUCAGCCGCUUGUAUCCGAGAUCCUUUCCUUUCGGUCAUGACCCAAAGCUCAAGACCUUAGGGGAGAGUAGGAACAUAGAUUGACCAGUAAAUUGAGAGCUUUGACUUUUGGCUCAGCUCAUGUUUUACCACAAUGGGCUGUACAUUGACCACAUUACUGCUGCCGCUGCAUCAAUCCGCCUAUCAAUUUUGCGUCCAGUCCUUCCCCCACUCAUGAUUAAAACCCCAAAAUACUUGAACUCUUCAGAAUGUUCGCAAAGACAAAUUGCAGCACUUUAUUAUAGUUGCUACAUAAAUGAUGAAUCUUUAAACAUAUCCUUGAAGCUAACAGAAACCUACAGUAUGUAGUUACCACAUAUAACCAGUUCAUACUUAGGUAAUUACUCUGUAAGUACAUGUUUAGUACACAUGCUGUACAAUACAAGAACAAACCUCAUUUGAUCAAGCUGAAAUUCCAUCACCAAAUAGAAAUGCUGUAGGCCCAAUACUAAUAAUAGACGGCAUCCUAAACUCUAAUGGUCUUUCUCCGAGUGUCUAUUUUCACGGCAUUUAGACUGUACAGAAGAAAUUUCCUCAGCGAUUCCUUUACUUUGGUCUUGGCUGAAGUGCACAUCAAGGGUGCAUAGUGGGUGAAAAGUGGGCAGGUAAUUGUGAGUACUGUGUCCGUGGAUGUAUCUGAUGAUGCAAAAUGUGUCCAAUGCAGAUUGAUGAAUUAUUACUGCAAGUGCACAUUAAAGGUGAUUUUGAAAUGGA